Messenger RNA from Anolis sagrei ordinatus, 1822 nucleotides. Lineage: Eukaryota; Metazoa; Chordata; Lepidosauria; Squamata; Anolidae. The record is from RefSeq and is a predicted model, not a curated record.
AUGACUGAUGUGUGCGUGGCCAAUCACAGCGUGGUGGGCGGUGCCGCAGAAGGAGGGAGUGUCCAGAAGGGAGGCGGGAUGGGGCUGCUGUUGCUGCUGCUCCCGCCGCGCCUCCGCCUCGCCGCCUUCCUCUCCUCGCCUGCCGCUGCCAAAGGCAAAGCCCUAGCCAUGGCCCAGCUGCGUGCUUCCUCCUUCUCUUCUUCUUCCUCCUCGGCCGCCUUCGACUUCCUGGUGCUGGGGGGCGGCUCGGGGGGCCUGGCCUGCGCCCGGCGCGCCGCAGAAAUCGGGGCCCGGGUGGCCGUGGUCGAGAGUGGAGCCCUGGGAGGCACAUGCGUGAAUGUUGGAUGUGUGCCUAAAAAGGUGAUGUGGAAUACUGCUGUCCACUCUGAAUUCAUCCAUGAUCAUGAAGACUAUGGUUUUGAAAUAUCCAAUGUGAAAUUUAAUUGGAGAGUAAUUAAAGAAAAGCGUGAUGCUUAUGUGAAGCGACUGAAUGAGAUCUAUCAAAAUAAUUUGGACAAGGCUCGUAUAGAAACUAUUCGUGGCCACGCAUCAUUCACAACUGAUCAGGAACCCACAGUUGAAGUUGCGGGUAAUAAAUAUACAGCGCCUCACAUCCUGAUUGCUACCGGAGGGCAGCCUUUGAUCCCCAGUGAGAGCGAGAUACCAGGAGCCAAGUUGGGGAUUACUAGUGAUGGUUUCUUUGAAUUGGAAGAGUUGCCCAAGCGUAGUGUGAUUGUUGGUGCUGGAUACAUAGCAGUAGAGCUAGCUGGAAUCCUUUCAGCUUUAGGCUCAAAGACAUCCUUAUUGAUACGUUAUGAUAAGGUGCUGAGAAACUUUGAUUCAAUGAUUAGUACAAACUGCACCGAAGAGCUGGAACGCAGUGGUAUAGAAGUCUGGAAACAUGCACAGGUCAAGUCGGUCACAAAGUCACCUUCAGGACGGCUAGCAGUAACAGUUGCAUCCUCUCCGCCCAGUCAAAAACCUACUGUCAACACCGUUGAAGAUGUUGAUUGUCUCUUGUGGGCCAUUGGUAGAGAGCCCAACACAAAGAGACUCAAUCUUGGCCAGCUGGAUAUUAAGCUGGACAAAGUUGGUCACAUUCUUGUUGAUGAGUUCCAAAAUACCAACAGAAAGGGGAUCUAUGCUCUUGGAGAUGUAUGUGGGAAAGCACUUCUAACACCAGUUGCGAUAGCAGCAGGAAGGAAGCUGGCGCAUAGGCUAUUUGAAGGUAAAGAAGACUCCAAACUCGACUACACGAACAUUCCUACUGUGGUCUUCAGUCACCCACCUAUUGGAACAGUUGGACUAACAGAAGGGGAAGCCAUUGCUGCAUAUGGGGAAAAGAAUGUCAAAACCUAUACAACAAACUUUAUUCCAAUGUAUCAUGCUGUAACUAAAAGAAAAUCAAAAUGUGUAAUGAAACUCGUCUGUGCCAACAAGGAAGAGAAGGUUGUUGGACUUCACAUGCAAGGCUUGGGAUGUGAUGAAAUGCUCCAGGGUUUUGCGGUGGCUGUCAAAAUGGGAGCAACAAAGGCAGACUUCGAUCGAACUGUGGCCAUUCACCCAACCUCUUCAGAAGAGCUGGUCACACUGCGUUAAAAAGCUUGAACACGACUGAAGCUUACAGAAGUAUUUUCUGCACCAAAGACUUAAUCUUUACAGAAUUGUAUUUUCUUCUUUGAGCACAUCACUUCCCCUCACCCCCCAACCCCACUUUAUUUUUUACUGCAGCUGAAAUGGGAUGAAAAUCUUCUCCCAGACAGGAACCAGGAAAUUGAUGUGUGGUCUACCUACUUGGAUAAAAUAAAAUGUUUUAAAAUAA